CUGAAGAGAUAGAUUAAAUUUAGAAACAAACAGGAAGUAUUUGGUGUGAUUUUUGGUUCUAAAAAGUCCUACAAGUGUUUAUAAUGUGCUAACAUUUCAUCUGGGAUAGGUUGAAAGGAGUGGAGUGAGUUAUAUAACCUUGAAUCACGGGACUUCAGUAUUGAUCACAGUUCUAAUAUUGUUCAUAUUUAUUAGUGGAUUGUUUUUUGAGCAGACCUGACACUUUGUAACUGGGAGCUGGGCACACAGUAACAGCAAUCAUGCAUCGCGCGAGAGUAGUCCUACAAGUUUCCAACAAAAUUGGCAAUAGUGAGAGGUUUGCAUCAUGGCUCCUCAACAAACCACAGACGGCCGCUGUGACAGUAAACGCCAAUAGGCUGAAGAGUUCAACAGCGGCCGAGCCGUUCCUGAAUGGCUCCAGCUCGGCGUACGUCGAGACCAUGUACAACAACUGGCUCUCGGACCCCAACUCCGUGCACGCGUCCUGGGACGCAUUCUUCCGCAAUGCGACCAACGGCGCUCAGCCGGGGGCCGCGUACACCUCGCCACCGAACUUGGCGCCUUAUAACAGGAAUGAGGUCCCUCUCACGUCCCUUGUACCCUCAGGAGGCAUGCCUUCAAUUGCGGCUGGAUCUCCCAUCAACGAAAAGAUCAUCGACGACCAUCUGGCAGUCCAGGCCAUCAUCAGAAGUUACCAGUCGCGAGGGCACCUGGUGGCUCAACUGGAUCCUCUCGGGAUCGCCACCGGAGAUCCAGUGUCGAGCUGCGACUGGCACGGGGGCAUGCGCGCCUUCGCUAACGAAGCUGUCAUUAGACAACACGUACGAUUCGAUGAAGCUGAUAUGGACAGGGUUUUCAAAUUACCCUCAACGACAUUUAUCGGUGAAAAGGAAAAGGCAUUGCCUCUCAGGGAAAUCCUGAACCGUCUGGAGCAAGCGUACUGCAACAACAUCGGCAUAGAGUUCAUGUUCAUCAACUCGCUGGAGCAAUGCAACUGGAUCAGACAGCGUAUGGAGCCGCCCAAUGUCACCAAGAUGAGCAACGAGCAGAAGCGGCUCAUCCUCGCUCGACUCACCAGAUCCGCCGGUUUCGAAAACUUCCUGGCCAAGAAAUGGUCUUCUGAGAAGCGUUUCGGUCUGGAGGGCUGCGAGAUUCUGAUCCCGGCCAUGAAGCAAGUCAUCGACGUCUCCACCAAGCUUGGCGUCGAGUCCAUCAUCAUGGGCAUGCCCCAUAGAGGACGCCUGAACGUUCUGGCUAACGUGUGCCGUAAACCCCUGCACCAACUGUUCACUCAGUUCGCAGGUCUCGAAGCCGAAGAUGAUGGUUCCGGCGACGUCAAAUACCACUUGGGCACAUACAUCGAGCGUCUGAACCGCGUGACCAACAAGAACAUCCGGCUGGCGGUGUGCGCCAACCCCUCUCACUUGGAGGCCGUGGACCCCGUCGUGCAGGGCAAGACACGCGCCGAGCAGUUCUACCGCGGUGACAACGAGGGCAAGAAGGUCAUGUCAAUCCUCCUUCACGGUGACGCGGCGUUCGCCGGGCAGGGCGUGGUGUUCGAGACCAUGCACUUGUCGGACCUGCCUGCUUACACCACGCACGGCACCAUCCACAUCGUCGUCAACAACCAGAUCGGGUUCACCACCGAUCCUAGGCACUCGCGUUCCUCUGCUUACUGUACUGACGUGGCCCGCGUCGUGAACGCCCCGAUCUUCCACGUCAACGGCGAUAACCCCGAAGCGGUGAUGCACGUGUGCAACGUGGCGGCGGAGUGGCGCGCCACCUUCCACAAGGACGUGGUCAUCGACAUCGUCAGCUACCGCCGCAACGGACACAACGAGGUGGAUGAGCCCAUGUUUACGCAGCCGCUCAUGUACCAGAAGAUCCGCAACACUAAGCCUGUGUUGGAGAAAUACGCCGAUCAGCUGAUCGCGGAGGGCGCAGUGACGGCCGAGGAAGUAAAGGACGUGCGAGACAAGUACGACAAAAUCUGCGAGGAGGCCUACAACCAGGCCAAACAGGAGACCCACAUCAAGUACAAGGACUGGCUCGACUCGCCCUGGUCCGGAUUCUUCGAGGGCAAGGACCCGCUUAAGAUGUCCCCAACUGGCGUAGUGGAAGAGACUCUAGUCCACAUCGGCAAGCGUUUCUCCUCUCCCCCUCCUAACGCAGCUGAGUUCGAGAUCCACAAGGGUCUGCUUCGUAUCCUGAAGGCGCGUAUGGAGAUGGUCGAGAACCGCACCGUGGACUGGGCCUUGGCCGAGGCGAUGGCGUUUGGUUCCCUCCUGAAGGAAGGCAUCCACGUCCGCUUGUCCGGAGAGGACGUCGAGCGUGGCACCUUCUCGCACAGGCAUCACGUACUUCACCAUCAGAAGGUGGACAAGGCGACGUACUGUGCUCUUGCGCACCUCUACCCCGACCAGGCUCCGUACACCGUGUGCAACAGCUCGCUUUCUGAAUAUGGCGUGCUUGGCUUCGAAGUGGGCUACUCGGUAACCAACCCGAACGCCCUGGUGCUAUGGGAGGCGCAGUUCGGCGACUUCAACAACGUGGCGCAGUGCAUCAUCGACCAGUUCAUCUCCAGCGGGCAGGCCAAGUGGGUGCGCCAGUCCGGCAUCGUGUUGCUGCAGCCCCAUGGCAUGGAGGGCAUGGGCCCUGAGCACUCCUCAGCUCGCUUGGAGCGUUUCCUUCAAAUGAGUGCUGACGAUCCCGACUACAUGCCUCCUGAGAGCCCUGACUACGAAGUCCGCCAACUGCACGACUGCAACUGGAUCGUGGCCAACUGCUCGACGCCGGCGUCGUACUUCCACAUCCUGCGGCGACAGAUCGCGCUGCCGUUCCGCAAGCCGCUCAUCAUCAUGACGCCCAAGUCGCUGCUCCGUCACCCCGAGGCCAAGUCCUCUUUCGACGAGAUGAACGAGUGCACCACCUUCAAGCGUCUGUUGCCCGAAGCGGGCCCAGCAUCAGAGAACCCCAGCGGCGUCCGCAAGCUGGCGUUCUGCACGGGCCGCGUAUACUACGACCUGAUCAAGCAACGCCGCGAGAAGGGGCUUGAGAAGGACAUCGCCAUUGCCAGAGUGGAGCAGAUCUCGCCGUUCCCGUACGAUCUGGUCAAGGCGGAGGUGGCCAAGUACCCGAACGCGCAGCUGGUCUGGUCGCAGGAGGAGCACAAGAACAUGGGCUCGUGGAGCUACGUCGAGCCUCGCUUCCGCACACUGCUGCAGAACCACAAAAACAUUUCGGCCAAGUCCCAAUCGAAGGGUGGUUGGUUUAGCCAGCUUUUCGACUCUAAGCCCGCCCCGACACCUGUCGAUUCGGACUCUGAGCCCAAGCCGAAAACUAUUAGCUACAACGGCCGGGCUACCGCCGCGUCGCCCGCCACCGGCUCCAAGGCAGCACACAACAAGGAGCUCAGGAACCUUCUCGACGAAUUCUGCGUACUGUAAACUGUUACCACACAACACACUCUGCGCGAAAAAUACGAUGUUUUCUCACACUUCUAAAGAACCACACGAGAUAACCUAACCUAGUUUCGCGCCAGAGAGCACAUUUGAUCAUUUAUGCCAUAGAUACGAUACGAAAAUUACCUUUGACCACUAUUCUUCAGCGAUCGUAAAUAUAAAAAAAAUAUAUUAUUCUUUAUUUUCGUUACUGUCAGUAUUUCGCCGUAAUUCUCUUCACGAUUAGGUAGGGUAGGUAAGAUAAAUUUUAUUUAUUUAUUUAAUUAGCAUAAUACGUGACUUGUAGACUCUACAUUAUUUAUUUUUGUAGUUGAAGCAAUAUAACGUAGUCUCACGUAGCCUCCACUCGUUAAGGUUUUAUUAAUUUCAAUUGCUUCAUUUAAAUGGUACAUUUUAAAUUAGCGUCAAAGCGCUGGUUGUGUUGAUUAUUGUACAUAAUUAGUAUGAACACUGUAUUUUUAUGAUUUGAUUUUUUGGAAAUCAUUCUGCCUUAACGGGGUCUAAGUUCAUACGUUCCUUUUGCUAGUCCGAAACGUAAAUUGUUUGUGAUUAUUCGCCUUAUUCAUGUUUUAAGCGCUGAAGCGAAGUCGACUUAUCCCUUGCAAAAAUAUUACGUGAUAAAUCAAUACUGUUACUUUAAUGCCAUCUCAAAGGGAUAAUUCGAAUAGUUUUCACAGCUUAUAAAUGUGAUGUGCUCACCGCUCGAAGCUUUGCAGACGCGACAUUAUAGUCUCAUAAAAUUUAUCUAUUUUUGACAGUGCCGAGCCGCAACGGCAUUUAAAGACCAAAUUGAAUGUACAAACACUAUAAUGUCUCUUCUCAAUGCGUCAUUAGCGUGUCCGUAUACACAACAGGACCCUUCGUCUGAUUCGAUCGACAACCAGAGUUUCACUUUCGUAAUAUUUAGUACCUUCCGAGUAGUGUAAGAAAAAUAAUAGUACCUUUACAGUUAAACAAAAAACUUGAAUUAAUUUCCAGCAGGACCCUCCGUGGUUUGAAGGUCUUCAGACCAUUGGUGUAUAUCCCUGUAUAGCGGUGCAUUAGUACCUUCAGAUUAUCUUCGUUUUCUUUUAAAACAAAUAUUAGUUUAUAAGAAAUAAAUCUACAAAAUUUUUAUACUGCCAGCAGGACCCUUUUUUGUUUUGGUGCUCUCAGUCUAGACAGUCAUAUUUCCUAGCAGCAAUAUAUUAGUACUUUUCAAAAAAAUAUCGCUUCGUUAAAAAAUGAGUAGUAUAAAGUAAUAGUAAUAAGACUCUGAUUCAUUAUCAGGGAAAAUAUUCUAAAUAGCAUAACGUUACUUCUAUUCCCGGAGUUUACUUUACCUAUUAUUGUUUUAUUUAUGUGAUGCAACCAAUUAAAUAAAAAUUUAGUUUUCAUGUUAUUUUAGGUAGGUACGUAGUUUAAUCGUCGAAGAACAUAUAAUUCAAUAAUUUACAAAAUUGAGGGUAGAUGAAAAAAAAUAACCGAUUUCGUAGUGUCAUAUCGCAUAUUAGUAACAGAGGUUCAUUUGUGCAGUUACGUAUUGUCGUUCAGGUUAUUUAAAAUAUUUUUAAUUACUUUUUAAUACAUUUUUUUUUAAUUAAGCGAUAUUUUUUUGAAAAGUACUAAUAUACUGCUGCUAGGAAAUAUGAAUGUCUGGACUGAGAGCACCAAAACAAAAAAGGGUCCUGCUGGCAGUAUAAAAAUUUUGUAGAUUUAUUUCUUAUAAACUAAUAUUUGUUUUAAAAGAAAACGAAGAUAAUCUGAAGGUACUAAUGCACCGCUAUACAGGGAUAUACACCAAUGGUCUGAAGACCUUCAAACCACGGAGGGUCCUGCUGGAAAUUAAUUCAAGUUUUUUGUUUAACUGUAAAGGUACUAUUAUUUUUCUUACACUACUCGGAAGGUACUAAAUAUUACGAAAGUGAAACUCUGGUUGUUGAUCGAAUCAGACGAAGGGUCCUGUUGUGUAUACGGACACGUCAUUAGCGGUUUAUUUGUUUUCGACAGCACUAAAGAUAUUGUGUAUAAGAUAUUAUUAGGUAGAAAUAUAACUAAUUAAUCGCGCACUAGUUCUGACGUCACUGCACCUUAGUACUAUCGAUGUAGUUAUACGUUGCAACCAACUGGCCCCUAUGAUCCGGAGAAAUGGAAUUGUCGAGGCAAUCUGAGUAGUACCUGCAAGUCACGACUCGACGUCUUUCGUCCGGAUUGUAAUUUUAGUUUCGUUGUAGUUACCGCCGUAUACGGCACUUGUAAGGAGUAACACCAACGCCCUAUUGCUUUGUAUAGAUCGACGCGUAUUAUCGUCUGUCUCUAGUAAAUCUUCGAGUAUCUACGUAGAUAAAAGUAAUUAACUAUUUCACUGAUCUGACGGACUGUUGGCCGUUCGUUUUGAACCUUUGUGAUGUUACGUUGUUUCCAAAUCUUGUUGAUUUGUUUGUGAAACAAUUGUAAUUUUCUGAAUUUGUAAUUUAACUGUUUAUUAUGCACUGUUUUAUUGUUAUUUUGAUAAUUUGAUGUUCACGUCUUUUAGAUUUCUGCUCAGGGAGGCAGGUUUUGUAUGGAAGGGAGGUAAAUGUAUGAUGGGCUGAAUGUGUAAUGGUUGGUACAACCUGAGCCAAUUUAUUGCUAUAUUAGUUGAAAUAGUUAAUUUACAAAUAAAUAUUAUACAACAUUGAA
Messenger RNA from Pectinophora gossypiella (pink bollworm), 6122 nucleotides. RefSeq names its product 2-oxoglutarate dehydrogenase complex component E1 (gene Nc73EF). Lineage: Eukaryota; Metazoa; Arthropoda; Insecta; Lepidoptera; Gelechiidae. The record is from RefSeq and is a predicted model, not a curated record. Gene Ontology annotation, biological process: tricarboxylic acid cycle. Gene Ontology annotation, molecular function: thiamine pyrophosphate binding; oxoglutarate dehydrogenase (succinyl-transferring) activity. Gene Ontology annotation, cellular component: mitochondrion; oxoglutarate dehydrogenase complex. Bases 261 to 3446 code for a protein of 1061 amino acids. The transcript is spliced from 23 exons.